AGGUCGAAAGAGGGGGACGCAUGCAACUGUUUUCGAUAAUCGGCCGCGCGUUCCGUACGUGAAAAUCGGACAGUACACUGCCAGUCACGUCUGCGUAAAAACGGAUAUAUGCCCAGAAUAUUUAUUAAGUGGGUGGCUGUGCGUGACUUUUCUCCUGUGAAUAGCUAGCCCCGUAAAUGAUCGGUCGCGGAAAUAGGACGACUUGUUUGUUAACUGAAAACGUCUGCGCCUGAAACGAUAGACAUUGCAGUGUUGCUUCUAGUGAAUUUUUGUGACAACGAACUUAGGAGCGAAAUGUUUGGCAUUUCAAUUUCGAACUAGUGUCACAAAGGCUCGUAAUAAAUAAAAUAGUGCGCGUAAAUAUUAAAAAUGGAACUUUAAAUACAGACUAUUUUGGACAAAAUGCGUGUGACAGCGCGGGAAAGUGGAACUGACAGAUUGGAGUAAUCGAAAGAACGUUGAAGUGUGUGAUAAUGUUGCCGUACCAAGCGGUGGCAAUGGACUACGCGGUGGCGUCCGCUGGUUUCCACCACCACCAGCGACCUGGCGGGCUGCCUGGUGUGAUGGGCCUACCAGGGCCUGGGCCAGGCCUCAACCCGGGGCUUAACACGGCUUUCACCCAUUCCUGGUUCGUACAGACAAGCCCGGAUAUCUGUCGGCAGCAACAAGCAUCCAACCAAUCGCAUCUCGAACCUGGCAUCCUCGAGCUGCGGAAAGAAAAAAGUCGUGACGCAGCGCGUUCCCGACGAGGCAAAGAGAACUACGAGUUCUACGAACUGGCUAAGAUGCUACCUCUACCCGCCGCCAUCACCAGUCAACUGGAUAAGGCGUCGAUCAUAAGGCUGACAAUAAGCUACCUCAAAUUACGUGACUUCUCCGGUCAUGGCGACCCGCCGUGGAGUCGCGACACGCCGCCUACGAGUAAAACCUUGAAAGGUGCUCAAAACAGACGAACAGCUGCAGGGCUGGCUUUGGAGUUGUUUGAGCAACAUCAAGGCACACACAUACUACAGUCUCUCGACGGAUUCGCGUUGUCGGUGGCGGCCGAUGGGAGAUUUCUGUACAUAUCAGAAACUGUUUCUAUAUACCUAGGACUAUCACAAGUAGAAAUGACUGGAAGCAGCAUAUUUGACUACGUGCAUCAAGCUGAUCACGCAGAGAUUGCUGAACAGCUUGGACUAUCAUUGGCGGGCAGAUCUGGUGCGGGUUUGAACAGUCCUGCAUCAGGCAGCGAAGAAGGGAGUCAACACGGAACCAAUAAUCCUGAUGUGUCAGCACAGAUGAGUCUGGCGGCGAGUGGGUCGCUGUACCGAGGGAUGGACCGAGCUUUCUGCAUACGAAUGAAAAGCACCCUAACGAAGAGAGGUUGCCACUUCAAAUCCUCUGGUUACAGGGUAGUACUGAUGCUUUGCCGCCUCCGACCGCAGUAUACCUUUUCACACAGUCGCAAGACUCCUCCAGCACUCUUGGGUAUGGUGGCGUUGGCUAUAGCGCUACCACCGCCGUCGGUCCACGAAAUCAGAUUGGAGUCUGAUAUGUUUGUAACGAGGAUCGGCUUCGACUUUCGAAUAGCGCAUUGCGAGCCCAGCAGGGUGUCAGAGCUGUUGGGAUAUACCGCUGAAGAACUUACAGGGAAAAAUCUAUACGCUCUAUGUCAUGGCGAAGAUGCGAAUAAACUUAGAAAAUGUCAUGUCGAUUUAAUGAACAAGGGUCAAGUGCUGACACAUUACUACAGACUGAUGAACAAGCUGGGAGGCUACACGUGGAUGCAGACAUGCGCCACGGUCGUCUGCUCCUCCAAGAAUGCUGAAGAACAGAACAUUAUUUGCGUUAAUUAUGUUAUAAGCGGACGUGAGUAUCCAAACACUGUGAUGGACUGCUGUCAGUUAGAAGAAAGCGUGCAAGGCGUAAAGCGUGAGGAGACCACAGGGGACCCAGAAAACGGGCCCCCAGAUGCCGACACGCCUGGAGCUCUUCCGCCUCCACAGCGACACACUGCUGAGAGAACCGAGGCACCCAACAACAAUGACUCCGCUUCAACUGCUCCUCAAACAUCUGACGUCACACAUCUAACCAGACUAAACGACACACAGCCAAUACCACUCCACACAAACCAGGAGAGAACCUCCCCGAUGCCAGCCAGAAGACUGAAGAAACGAAAACACACUACGGAUUGUGAAGACGAAGCGGAGAAGGAUGAAGAGAGACGAAAGAGUUCCUCAAAUCCCGGCGCCGCCAUAUCACCCGCCGACCGUGACAUGAAUAAGGCAAACUUAGCUCUUCCAGAAAGUACCGACGCUACAUCCGUUAGAGAUCUAGAAAAUGCUAUGUCCAAGCAUUUACCAUCGGUAGCGUUGGAUGGGAAGGAAAUAGCGCAUCGGCCGACUGAUUUUUCCACUGAUGCACUAUUGAAACAGCAGCAACAGAAAUCGACCAUACAAUGGAUUGGCACUCAAAAUCACCACCUAAACCAUCUAAACCGUCAAAUACCAGGCAAUCAUACAUCAACGCCAGCUUCAGCGUUGUUAAGGCAACUUUAUGCAAAUCGGGAAAGCGUCAUUAGAAGUAAUUUCUUAGGAGAUGGCAGAACGGGAUAUUAUUCUAGCGAUGGUCAGUCAGGACCCUUGCCAACACCACCCGGGAGCGAAGGUUCUGGGUAUGGUGAACAAUUAGGCCACAAAGGAACAGAUAUAGGUUCCUUAGCCUAUGGAGGAUACGCAGAUUAUCAUUCAGCAAUGACUCCGCCGGGGUCAGUAUCUCCGAGAGACAAACAACAGUACGCUUUACCUUACGAUAAUAGUGCUUAUUCCGAAGCAUUAAGGCAUCCGUAUUUAGGAGAGGCUCCGUUGCCAUUGAAGCCUCAGGCAUAUUCGGCGGUUCCUGGUGCUUUGGACUACGCGUCGUCAUUGGACCAAUCACAGUUCUUCCAUCCUCCAUCCUCUUUCCAUCUCUAUCAUCCUCAAGCACAUUCAGCGCAUGCGUCUCACUCGCACCAACCAGUAGACAAGUCCGCGCCACCGAAUACUAAUUGGUAUUCCACCAGCUCAUAGCCAUGUUUGCGGUAGUGACGAAAGUUUUGAAAUAUUCAAAGGAAUUUUCCUUGUAGCGUUGAUUUGUACGUUCGAUAAUUGUUUAUUUAUUGUUACUGUUUUUAAACGCGGUUUGUUAUUUUUUCUAUUUUGAAAGUGGAAUUAGAAUUUCAAUUUGAUAUAGAUUAUUAUCAUUUGAAUCGUACAAAGAAGAAUUUAUGAAAUACUCACAAAUUUUUAACAUGUUUAUUUUUAAAACAUGCCUGUGCCAAAAAAGUAAUACAACAUAUAAAAUUAUUUGAAAUUAACAAUAAACUAUGUUUUAAAUAAAUCUGUUAAAUUGUCUAUACCCUUUGGUCACAAGAUGGCGUCGUGUGUAAUUUUAAUGGCGGUAAAUUUUGAGCCAAAACAGUAUUUCGUUAGUGCGAAUAAAAUGGCGGAUUAUUUUUACCCGCGAGCUAUAUCUAUAGCUUAUUGCAUAUCACUUAAAUGUUUUAAAAUAAGCUUUGUAAAUUAUUGUAAAAUAGUUAGACAUUGUAUUUAGGCGAUGUAUUGAAUAACCUUGUAAAUUAUAGAUUAAGUAUUGUAUGAUAUUUUAUUAUACGAAAUAAGAUUUCAAUGUAAAUAUGACCUUUUUUAGUUAUGACAGGAUUUUUUUUUGUUUCUCGACAACGCUCAGAGAAUUCUGUUACACGUUUUAUUUUGUAGGAUUUAAGUAGAUUUUUUAAUUGUAAUCCGUACCGGAACUAUUUUCUAGAAUUCGUGAAUAAUAUAAAAAAAAGUAUAAAUAUCAUGUAUAGAAUUUAUAUCGAAGCCUCUCUAUGACUAUGCCAGAAAAGCAACUGGUUGCCAUUGGUAGCUAAACCAACAAAGUAAAAACAAAGUACGGAAUUUAGUUUUAUGUUUUUAGAUGAAAUGUAAUUAAAAUUCCAUUCUUGUAUGUAUUUUAUAAUAUCAAUUAAAAAACUUAAAGGAUUUCCAUUGAAAUGUUGACAUUCCACAAAGUAUUACUUUUUAUUUUAAGUACUCAUGCAUGACAAUUAAAUACUCAUGUCCAUUCCAGUGUAUUAUUUUUAAUCUAUUUUUAUGC
Molecule: messenger RNA, 4119 nt
Organism: Vanessa atalanta (red admiral)
Lineage: Eukaryota; Metazoa; Arthropoda; Insecta; Lepidoptera; Nymphalidae
Gene: trh
Product: protein trachealess
Exons: 10
Coding region: 474-3050 (858 amino acids)
Biological process (GO): regulation of transcription by RNA polymerase II
Molecular function (GO): RNA polymerase II transcription regulatory region sequence-specific DNA binding; protein dimerization activity; DNA-binding transcription factor activity, RNA polymerase II-specific
Source: RefSeq, a predicted model, not a curated record